AUGCCUUCUGCUAUUGUCACUGGUGCUACAGGAAUAACUGGAAAUGCGAUCGUUCGCCAUCUCCUGAAAGAUCCUUCGUACACCAAAAUCUACACCCUCUCGCGAAGCCAGCCAAGUGUACAAGAUGCACGAGUCGAGCACGCCUGCCUUGACCUCCAAGGCUCCGCAGAGGAAAUGGCCAAGAGCCUUGCUGGCAUUUCCGCAGAGUACAUUUACUUCUGUGCCUACCUGGCGCGCGACAAUGAUGACGAGGCGGCUCGCGUGAACGGCGCGUUGCUCUCCAACUUUAUCAAAGCCCUUGAGAUUACCGGCGCGACAAAGAAACUCAAGCGCUUUAUCCUCACUUGUGGAUUAAAACACUACGGUGUCCAUCUCGGAUUGCCUAAGCAGCCGCUCGUCGAAUCUGAUCCUCCGUUGGAGGACGGCAUCGGUGGUCACGAAUGGCCACCGAACUUUUACUAUACUCAACAGAACAUCUUGAGAGAAGCUGCAGCUCGAGGCAAUUGGGAAUGGAUCUGUACCCUUCCGAACGAUGUUAUCGGCUACGCUAAGCAUAACUUCAUGAACGAGGCUACUGCUCUUGGGUUAUAUUGUGCUGUCAGCAAAGCUCUGCCAGGUUCACAGUUGAUUUACCCCGGCAAUAAAGUGAACUACUUCAUCAACAACUGCUGGACUUCUGCAGAGCUGCAUGCCCAAUUUUGCUUGUGGGCUGCCACUGCACCUGGCGCUGGCAACAAUAUUUUCAAUGUUACCAACGGAGACACCCAGUCUUUCCAGAGUUUGUGGCCUCUUCUUGCAGAGCGCUUUGGUUGCGCAAUCCCGGAGAACAUGUUCGACCCUGCUAUGACUGAAGGAUACAAGAAUGAGGCCACCAACGCUGAACUCAAGAACAACAACCCUAUUUCUGUGCACGCCAAAACAAUGGGCAUUGCGGAUGAUCCUGUGAACUCUCGGACCCCCACUCUUCGACUUCCUAUCGAUCCCCAGAAAUGGGCACAGCGAAAGGAUGUCAAUGAAGCAUGGAAUAAGCUCAAGGGGAAAUAUAACUUAGACCAAGCUGCCUGGGACAAGGCUACAUGGGGAUUUUUGACUUUCGUGCUUGGUCGUGAAUGGGGCUGUGUUGCUAGCAUGAGCAAGGCUAGGAAGCUUGGGUGGUCCGGAUACGAAGACACCUGGGAGGCGUUUGAUAGGACAUUUGACGUUUUGGAGAAGGAGGGAAUCAUUCCUCCCGUUGGUCAGCUGAAGAAUGACUACUAG
Molecule: messenger RNA, 1257 nt
Organism: Penicillium canescens
Lineage: Eukaryota; Fungi; Ascomycota; Eurotiomycetes; Eurotiales; Aspergillaceae
Product: SDR family oxidoreductase
Exons: 2
Coding region: 1-1257 (418 amino acids)
Source: RefSeq, a predicted model, not a curated record